UGCAGAACGAGAACAUUUUUUCUGCAUGGCAAAGGCUUAAUUCAGUUACUAUACAUAGGCCUGCAAUUCAUAGUCUAUGGAGGCACACUGAAGCUGACGAGCAGUACCUUCCCAGUGCAUAGCCUGGCUGGAUCAGAUGUUGAGUUAACCUGCAUGUUUUCAAGCUCCCUGACUCCUCAGCUGACAGACAUAGCAGUGGAAUGGAAAGCAGACACUCGGGAUGGGCAGAUGAUGGUGUACUCCUUUGAUGGGAAGAAAGAAGUAUACAAUCGAAACGGGUCUGAAGUAAGUCAGAGGAGACUCGUUCUGGGAGACGCAUCAUUACAUUUAAGAAACGUGACAGUUGGCGACGAGGGACUCUAUACCUGUACAGUCUUGAUAACUCCAGAAAUGGCGUUUGGCACAACUCAGCUGGAUGUGUCAGUCCAGCCUUCCGUAACUUUGCUGCCUGAACUUCCAACCAUUACAGUCGGGGAAGAGAGGACGCUGUUGUGUGAAAUAAACAGGUUUUACCCAAAGCCAAUAGAUGUUGUGUGGUUCAUUAAGAAAGACUUCAACCCAGAGCAAGAAGCUGUCUCGCGAGACAUCUGUACAGGAAUCCCGCUUCCAAAUGGAGAUGAGACAUUCAGUGUUCAAAGCCGUAUCACACUGUGGGCUACUGCUAAAGAAAGCGAUGCUGUGUACACCUGUCAAGUAAGGCAUAAGUCUUACAAAACGGCUUUCAGAACAAAUACCACAUUAACAGUCAUAGAUACGCCAGUUCUUCGCAUUACAUAA
Acipenser ruthenus (sterlet) is the source of this 777-nucleotide messenger RNA. RefSeq names its product CXADR-like membrane protein. Bases 154 to 777 code for a protein of 207 amino acids. Lineage: Eukaryota; Metazoa; Chordata; Actinopteri; Acipenseriformes; Acipenseridae. The record is from RefSeq and is a predicted model, not a curated record. The transcript is spliced from 4 exons.